GGCGGAAAUGGCCGGUGCUGCCUGAAAAUCUUCUCGGGUGUGUGAUGAUGGCUCCGCUCUGACUGCUCCAGGGGUGAGCGGGUGAGUGGAUGCGGUGAUGUUUGUCCGGUGAGGCCACACGUCGCUCCGUGAUGAGCUGAAGCCGUGGCUCCGUGUCCCGCCUCGGCCCCGCAGACGGUGCGCCCCGCUCUUCCACAGUGUCCUGUGUUGCCAUGGCUCAGAGGAUGAGACUGAAGCUGAGGACGGUGUUUGUCCUGUACUUCCUGGUGUCUUUGCUGGGACUUGUGUACGCGCUCAUGCAGCUGGGUCAGCGGUGUGACUGCACUGAACACGACCUGCCGUAUGAGCGUACCAUCUCUCGCCUGCGGGGGGAGCUCCACAAGCUGCAGGAGGACAUCCACAAGAUUGAGAGCAGCCCCCAAGCCCAGAAACCCAAAUCCUCUUUGCCCACCAUCUAUGUCAUCACCCCCACCUACGCCAGGCUGGUGCAGAAAGCCGAGCUGACCCGUCUGUCCCAGAGUCUGCUUCAUGUCCCCGCUCUACACUGGAUCCUGGUGGAGGACGCUGCUCAGAAGACCACUCUGGUCUCCAACCUCCUGAGGAACAGUGGGCUGAGCUACACACACCUGCACAUGCCCACAGCGCCACAAAGGAAACUACACGAGGGAGACCCUAACUGGCUAAAGCCGCGUGGUGUGGAGCAGAGGAAUGAGGGUUUGCGCUGGCUCCGUGAGGACAGGAGAGCCUUACCAGGGGGCGUUAGUGAACAGGGAGUGGUCUACUUCGCCGAUGAUGACAACACCUACAGCCUGCAGCUGUUCCAGGAGAUGAGGAGCACUCAGAAGGUGUCGGUGUGGCCCGUGGGGUUGGUGGGAGCCAUGAAGUACGAGAGCCCCACAGUGAAGGCAGGAAAGGUGGUGGGCUUCCACACAGGCUGGAGACCCUCUCGGCCCUUCCCCAUAGACAUGGCGGGCUUUGCUGUGUCCCUGCGUCUGCUCCUGACGCACCCUGACACCUGCUUUGAUGGAGAUGCUCCACAGGGCUUCCUGGAGAGCAGCCUCCUCCAAGGCCUGGUGACCAUGGAUGAGCUAGAGCCCCGCGCCGACAACUGCACCAAGGUUCUUGUGUGGCACACACGCACAGAGAAGCCCAAACUGAAGAGAGAGGAGGCCCUGCAGGCUCAGGGGCUGGGCUCAGACCCUGCAGUGGAGGUCUGACCUGAACCACUUCCUCCUGCUGCUGAAGAGCUGGAGAACACCAUAGAAGAGCAGCUGUGUGAGCUGUUUAGUAUGGGUCAGUUCAUGGAUCACUGAUGGUACUAUACAUUAUCACAAGAACUGUUAAGAUAGCAAACACUGAAUGUGUCUAUGAGCGUUCAGCUUCUGAUUUCUCCUCUGCAGCUAAUGGACACGAUUGUGUUUUCAUGUAGAAUGUCAGGAUGGAUUCAUGUCAGACGGAGGGCAGGACUUUUUAAAGAGGGGGUAUUUCAUUUGACUUCUGUGGGGUAUUAACUGCGAACACAUAACAUUUUUAGAUUGCUCAUUUAGAUUACCUUUUGAAAAUGCUGUAGUCGCUGAAAAGAACAUUAAUAGGUUUCAUAAGUCACUCCCAAGAUCAGCAUGAAAUUACUGCUGCACAUCGCACCAGGUUUGUGAAGUUGUAGUAUACAGUUGUGUAUCAUGUUUUUGUAUACCGGUAUUUAUGGAGAAUUGUUGUGUGGUAGCUGCAUAGUACCCCCUCUUUAAAGAAAUGUCAAAUCAAAAGGACACAUUUUGAAUGUAAUCAUUAAAAAAGAAAAAAUAUUAACUUCAAGUUGGAUUAAAAUAUGCAAAAAUACAGAUGCGAGAGUUUUUGUUAAAAUGUCCAAGCUGCAGUGAACAAAAGGACUAUGUAUGUGUCAAAUGUGAACAUCCUGCCUACUGUAGUGUAUCUCUAGAGUGUGCCUCCAGGGGCCACUGCUCCUGCUCUGUGAGAGAGCACUAGUCUAGUCAGAACUCUGAAAUUCUCUCACAUAUAGUCUGCAUGUACACACAUACACACAUUACUUAGCAUACUUUAGGCGGCACAGUGGCUGAGUGGCUAGCACUCACGUUUCACAGCAAGAAAGUUCCGGGUUUAAUCCCUGGGUCGCCCGGACCUUUCUGUGUGGAGUUUGCAUGUUCUCCCUGUGUCUGCGUGGGUUUCUUGCGGGCGCUCUGGUUUCCCCCAUCAACCCAAAACAUGCACCAUAGACAAAAUGCUCGAGCUAAGGUCCUGACCAAGCAGAGAGCACACUGCUUCUGAAAGGAUGACCGAAAUGCAGAGAUCAAUUUCCCUACAGCAGAUGUCGUGAGCCUGUAGCUUGGGAGCUACCAGUAGCUCUCCACUCUCUUCCAAGUAGCUCGCCAAAGGAUUUAUGAAUUAUAUACACUGUGCUUAAGAAGAAAAAAAUUAUGAAUUAAAUGCCUAUUAACAUUGUAAAUGUGUAAUUUUGAUGCCUAACUCUGUGCAAUGAUAAAUUAAUAAUGGCUUAUGUAGGCAUCGAACUGUACAAAUCUAAGGCUCUUUUAUUUACGCAAUUUCUUGCGGAUGCUAAAAUGAGUAGCAUAUUUUUUUGAUAAAGUAGCUCACCAAAGGAAAAAGGUUGGAGACCCCUGCCCUACAGGGAUAAUAAAAAGUACAAAAAAAAUACAUAAAUACAUACAGGCGUACACACGUACACAUGUGUAACUGAUGUUAUGCUCCUCUGAAUGUUCUCCAGCUCAUGACAUCUACAGUCACUGUGCUGAAGACGACACAGAGUGACUCUUAGUAUUUUAGAUCUUCUGGUUGUGUUUGGUGUUCCAUCAAAGUGUUACAAGCUUUGAGCUCCACACAACUUGUCUGAUGUUACUUUAUGGAAAGUUCUGCAUUUUUUGUACUCUUCAAAUAUCCAAGAGCUUUUUAUUUUAGUCCAGUAUGAAGAGAGAGCACUGGUGAAACAAUACAAAUCAUUGAAGUGUAGGUACCGAGCAUUAAAAAAACAAUUUUGGCAACACUCUGAGCAUCAAGAGCAAACAGAAUCCCAAAAGCAGCACAGGCGCCAGUCUGAAGGCUGCAUCUCCACCGCACAACUGACUGAGUUUAGUUAGUUUCGUUAGUUUUCAGUUGGCACACAAACAUAAGACUGGUGUCAAGUGACAAAUCAUUUCGAGGUCAUGGGCCAAAUAGACAGUUCUCAUAAAAAGUGUCAAGCACUCUACUGUAAUGACAGUGUUAAAAGAACAUUAAACAUUAUUUUCUAGCUCCAUGGAGGCAAGAAGAUCAGAUCAGGUCAGGUCAGAUCUGUGGAAAGUUGAGCCCACUCACAGUAAACCGACAUGUUUUUAAAUACAUAAAAUACAAUGUUAAUUUGUCUUCUGUAGCACAGUUCCUCCAGUUACUCUAAAUUACAAUCAAAUUACAAUAACAUGAUUCAUUCACUCAGUGUGCUAAUGGGUGAUGGAGACCUAUGACCACGCACAGACACGCACGCACACACGCACACACACACACGCAGGUACACACGCACACACGCACGCACACACGCACGCACACACACACACGCGCACACAUGCGCACACGCACACACACGCAGGCACACACACACACACACGCACACACACAAACGCACGCACAGGCGCACACACAUGCGCACACGCACACACACACGCACACACAAACACGCACAGGCACACACACGCAUACACACACACAGAAAGUUCUUCUCUCAAACAGUAAACACUCUGUUCCACCUUGUGAUGUCAUGUGGUAAUACAGGAAGUGCUCCACUGUGUUUUUAAACUCCACACAUUUUCACUAGAAGCAUUAGGAAAUUUUUAUUUCUGGAAGUUCCCAUUUCUGUUGAACAAAAGCUAAAACAUAGCUUUUAAUAUGAAAAUUGCCACUACAUGACAUCACAAGGUGGAACAGAGUAUUUUGAACCUUGGAGAUGUAGACAGACUCAUAAUAAAUUGUCAUUCAAACUUGUUUGAAUUGAAUGAAACAAAACACAUGCCCAGGUCUGUUCUUAAGGAGGUAACAUUCUAAUGCGACUUAAAGUUCACAAGUCCAUUUGCGUAAUAUCUUUCACCUUUAAUGUGUUUAUAUGCAACUGCCACGUGUGAUUUAUGUGAUUUGGUGCUUUUGUAAUUAAAGGAACCAGUUCAGAAAACUCCAUGAUUAUGAUUAUAUUAGUAUCUUCAUACGAGGUUAAUGGGCAGAGGCUGGUCACAUGACUGGAGCUGUGUGCAGAUUGGCUGUGAGUGCUUCCUGUUUUGUGGCUGCUCCGUCUGUUUCAUGUCUUAUUUAUAGAGGAUUUUGUAUUGUGUAAAGAUUUUUGUGUCAAAUGAGUUGAAUAAAUCUAAGCAUUGUGUUAAAAGCUCAAA
This is a messenger RNA of Boleophthalmus pectinirostris (great blue-spotted mudskipper), 4385 nucleotides long. RefSeq names its product beta-1,3-glucuronyltransferase 3 (glucuronosyltransferase I) (gene b3gat3). NCBI's taxonomy places the organism in Eukaryota, Metazoa, Chordata, Actinopteri, Gobiiformes, Gobiidae. The coding region runs from base 213 to 1217 and encodes 334 amino acids. Gene Ontology annotation, biological process: carbohydrate metabolic process; chondroitin sulfate proteoglycan biosynthetic process. The record is from RefSeq and is a predicted model, not a curated record. Gene Ontology annotation, molecular function: galactosylgalactosylxylosylprotein 3-beta-glucuronosyltransferase activity. Gene Ontology annotation, cellular component: Golgi membrane. The transcript is spliced from 8 exons.